AUUCCUCAGGCCAUUGCACGAGAGGUGUCUGUGUGGGCUAGACUGCAUAACAAGAACGUGCUGCCUUUUCUUGGUGUUCGACCGGAAGAUGAUGGCGAUAGCCUCUGGCUUGUAUCUCCAUGGAUGGAAAAGGGCGAUGUCAAGACUUAUCUCACGAACUACCCCAAUAUCAGUCGCUUUCCCCUGGCAAUAAUUCGUGGAGUUGCCUAUCUGCACAAAAAUAAUGUCGUUCAUGGUGAUCUCAAAGCAAACAAUAUCCUUGUUACCAACGGUGGCGAGCCUCAGCUGGCGGACUUUGGCCUGUCCGUCGUUCUUGAUGAUGUUCUUCCAGAACAAACCACGUCCUCGAUGUUUGCUGGUUCAGUCAGAUGGAUGUCUCCUGAGCGAAUUGAACCUGCCAGGUUUGGAUUGACUCCUUCCUUGUGUCGCACGCUUGCGGGUGAUGUGCACUCACUUGCCAUGACUCUCUGGGAAAUGUUCACCCUGAAGUACCCUUAUCCUCAACUGACUCAAGUAAAUGUCCCAAAAGCCAUCAUCAGCGGGGAACGUCCCCUCUUCCUGAUCACACGGCAAAUGCUGUUGGUUUCACUUCCGAGUUAUGGAAUUUCAUACAGGCGUGCUGGACUGAAAGACCAGAUAUGCGACCAAGGUUAUCAGAGCGUCUUGAUGACGGAGAUGACGGUCUGUUAG
Molecule: messenger RNA, 690 nt
Organism: Dacryopinax primogenitus
Lineage: Eukaryota; Fungi; Basidiomycota; Dacrymycetes; Dacrymycetales; Dacrymycetaceae
Product: kinase-like protein
Exons: 4
Biological process (GO): protein phosphorylation
Cellular component (GO): cytoplasm
Molecular function (GO): protein serine/threonine kinase activity; ATP binding
Source: RefSeq, a predicted model, not a curated record